Messenger RNA from Phacochoerus africanus (Common warthog), 1613 nucleotides. RefSeq names its product Fc receptor like 6 (gene FCRL6). The record is from RefSeq and is a predicted model, not a curated record. Gene Ontology annotation, biological process: cell surface receptor signaling pathway. The coding region runs from base 60 to 1397 and encodes 445 amino acids. NCBI's taxonomy places the organism in Eukaryota, Metazoa, Chordata, Mammalia, Artiodactyla, Suidae. Gene Ontology annotation, molecular function: transmembrane signaling receptor activity. The transcript is spliced from 10 exons.
GCGGUAACACCACUCACGUCAGAGGGGGUCACCCACCCACCCCUGGGCCUGUGGCCUAGAUGCUCUCCCUGCCAGCCUCACCCUGCCUUCCAUCUCCUCUGAGUUCCAUCCUCCACGCCAAGCUAGACCCCAUGCUGCUCUGGACCGUGGCACUGCUCUUUGUUCCCUGUGUUGGGAAAACUGGCCAGCUGAGCCUCCAAGUCCCACCAAACCCCAUGUUUGAAGGAGACAACCUGACUCUGAAAUGCCAAGGAAGGAAUAACAUAUUACUGUCCCAGGUGAAAUUCUAUAAGAAUGGAAAAUUUCUCCAUCUCUCUGAGGACAGCCAGACUCUGUCCAUGGGGAUAGCAACAGUGAACAGCAGUGGCCACUACCACUGCACCGGGAACAUGACACACAAUCGCCAUGUGAUCACAGGGAUUUCAAAGACUGUCAUGGUUCAGGUCCAAGAGCUGUUCCCACCUCCUGUGCUGAGGGCCACCCCCUCUAACAAGCUCCUUGAGGGGAUACCGUUGACCCUGAAAUGCCAGACGAAGCUGCACCACCGGAGGCCAGCCCAGAGGCUCCGCUUCUCCUUCCACAAGGAUAGCCGCCCCCUCCAGACCAGGGUCCUCCACCCAGAACUCCACAUCCGAGCAGCCAAGGAAGGGGACUCCGGCCUUUACUGGUGCGAAGCAGCCCCUGAGAGUGGCCAGAUGCGGAAACGAAGCCCUCAGCUGGAGAUCAGAGUGACGGCUCCCGUGUCCCAACCGCUGCUCACCCUGAGACCCACCGGCCUCGCCGUGGGGGACGUGGCGGAGCUCCUCUGUGAGGCCCAGAGCGGCUCCCCUCCGGUCCUGUACUCCUUCUACCUCAACGGGAAGAAGCUGGGGAACCGCGUGGCUCCCUGCGGAAGAGCCGCCUCCCUCCUCUUCCGGGUGAUGUCAGAGCGGGAUGCUGGGAACUACUCCUGUGAGGCUGAGAACAGUGUCUCCAAAGAGACAAGCAAACCUGGGGCGCUCUCCCUGGACGGUCUUCCGGUCUUGUCUGCCCCCACCAGCAGCAACGGGCUGGUUCUGUGGCUGCCUGCAAGCCUGCUUGGCCUGAUGGUCAUUGCUGCUGCACUUCUAGGGUAUUUCAGACCCUGGAGAAAAACUGGGCCCCUUCCACCUCAGGAUCUGCCCCCAGAGGCAGGUGGAGAGCAGCACCUGCUGAACAUCAAUUGUAAGGACUUGCAGCAGGACCGGGUUCAUUGCCAGAAUGAGAAUGAUGACGGGAUUAUCUACUCUGAGGUAUAUACAACCCCAAAUGAGAAUGACGCCAAGCCUGCCAAGCCAGCCCAGAAGAAAAAGGACGUUUCUGUCAUCUACGCCGAGGUGAGAACCUGCAGCCCCAUGAGGUUCCAGCCAAGGGACUGAAUAGAAGAAGCAAAACCCACAAAGAUGCCACUGGUGACAGUGAGGAGGGCCUCUGCUAGUGAUGAAGUCCCUCGAUGCAUGCCCACCCAGCCGCAGCCUCCAGCACUCCCCAGAAAGCCAGGACCCCUUCUGUGGGUCCUCCCGCUCCCGAGCCCAGAAGCCAGAACCCCUUACAUGUUUUAAAAGAUACAUGAUUGGAGAAUCUAUCUGUUAAUA